UUUUUUUUUUUUCGGCGCAAGGGAACAAUCUCGGAUGAACGCGGGCUCGGCACGGAUGCUGGUACGGUCGCCAGUUUGGCAACAUCCCGCGUCGGUGUAACAGCCCACUUGGUAGGAGUGUCGUUAUCGGUCGUUAUCGGUUUGACGUAUCCCGUGGUCCAUCGGGUACGGGUUAUCGUUUGAGAAAGUAACAGUAAAACUGAGGAAUAAGUUCGUCGAGUGCAACGCUAGCGAUGUGAGUGCUGACGUUUAGUGACGUUCUCGGGUGAAUGUUUCUGUGUGAGUGUGCGGUUCUUUUUACUAAUCAAGAAAGCAAAAGGCAAGUGUCACUGUGGCACCGCGUUGACAGAUCCGCGUGUGUAGUAUUGUGUUGUUGUGCAGAGCUGGAGAAGCUUGUUUGCUCCUUGUGCUGAGCUCAGAAAUGUCAAUCUAGUGAUACGCGGCUACUAGGGAUAGCAUUCACGUGAAGAGCUAUUCUGGCCUGCUGUUCGGCCAAAGAAGCCGCUCCGUGAGUGUGCGUCGGUGUGUGGUCGUGUAAAGUGCGCGUCAGUGGGUGUUUGCUCAAUUCUCAAUCAGCAUCGGCUUUAAAGCAAAAGUGAGGUGAAUGCAAAGAAAAACACAUCUCAACCCAAGAGGAGGCACGAGGCUUUAAAGUUCAUAAAUUCUGCGCCGUGAAUGGGAGCUUUCUUCGCCGUCAACUGGAGAACUAGGACCUACCGGAUUGCAUCGUGCGAAUGGAUGAUCUGUGAAAAAUAAUGCUUUCCCAUCCACAACUCGUCCGAUAGAGCCGAAAGCCGAAGGAAAUCGAAGCAAAAAUGAAACUCCAAUACACAAUGUCGAAGCGCAGGAAACUUGGUUACGGAUGGUUAAGUUCGCUCUUGAUCUGCUUUAUCGCAUUAGCUGAAAUGAUUUCAAAUGUUUGCAGCCUGAAAGAUCUGAAAAUAUUCGUCCCGGAGGCGGUCAUUAUGGGCAAUGCGGCGACCCUAUCGUGUCAAUUCGAACUGGAAAAGGCAACACUUUACUCCGUUCGAUGGUACUUUGAAGGGGAAGAGUUCUACCGUUACGUCCCGAAGGAAUCACCGCCGGCCCGUACCUUCCCAGUCUCAGGCAUCACAGUAGAUGGCACACAGUCGGACGCUACGUCGGUCACGCUGCGGGGCGUAACGCGCGACCUAACCGGCCAGUUCCAGUGUGAGGUAUCCGAGGACGCACCGCUCUUCCACACCGACAUCCGGCAGGCACGUAUGCAGGUGGUCGAACUGCCCAAGGAAGACCCGAUGAUGCAGCUGGACAAAACGCACAUCACCACGCUGGACAAUUUCCGGGCCGUCUGCACCGUGGGGACGUCCUUUCCGGCUGCCAACAUUACCUGGUACAUCAACACGAAGCGGAUUCAUCGAUCACCGUACCAACGCAUCACGUACCGUUCGUACGAAGGGACGCCCACGUUCUCCUCGCUCGAGAUGUUCCCGCACAGUCAGGUGCUGCAGGACAUCUACCAGUCGAUGCCACCGUUCCACACCAGCCUCACGGUGAUGUGCGAGAUCUCGAUCCUGCACAUCUACACCAAGAGCGCCCAGCAGCGCAUCCUGGUGAGCGAUCUCGUCACGACCAUCUCGCCGAACCUGCUCGGCCUGGACGGGUCGAACAAUCGGCGAAAAAACAACGGUGACCCCGACAACUCACCCCUGACCGGGGGUGCGACCGGUCCCCGGCUGGCCGGCCCUACCUCGCUCCUGACGCUGGCAGUGGUGCUGCUGGCAGCUGUCGGUCUGCGGACAGCCGGUGUUAGACGUCCGGCGGAUCGGCUAUCCGGGUUGUGAUUGGUGACUGCGCAGAUGCUGUAAAUAGGAAAUGUGCACCCCCAUCGGUGUUUUUUUCACCAAAAGACACAGUCGGAGUGGGUGAAAAACACUACAUAAAAGAAAGCAAACGUAAUAAUAAUAAUACUACUACACAAUAGGAAUGAUCUCGAUACGCAGCGUAUCUGUGUGCGUGUGGAAAGUGGGAAAACGUGGGAAAGUGUAGUUGAUUGUUGUUUUUCGGUUGAGUUUUGCUUUCGACGGAAGACAACAGGAUUGAUAGGAAGAACAAAACACAUUACCCACACACGCACAUACGCACAGCACAGGAGAGAACAAUAACCCAUUCUACGUUGGGAAGUAUGGCUGCCGACAGUGGUGGGGAUCUUUAAACUGAGUAUAAGCUGUAUGUGUAAAUUGUAAAUGUAAUUGAGCUUUUCACUCACAACUUCUCCUUGCGAGCAAAGCAAAACAAAAAAAGAGAAGCUGGCAACCUUGAGCAGAGUUCAUUUUACACCACCCAAGAACGUCCAACGCAGGCAGGCGGGAGUUCGCUAGAGAGUUGACAAACGAUUUGAUUUGGAGUUUUCUGAAAAUCGCUUCCAAGUCGUGCAAAGAAAGAAAGAAAUAUUUUGUUCAUUCCCCUACAUUCUCCUUCAGCAAAAAGCCGGAUGUAAAGACAGUUUAAUAGUAAAAUGGAAAAAUAGAGGAUGAGAAGAGCUCGUUAGACACAACAUAAACGACACGAUCUUCGUUGGAGCGCUGUACGGUCCUCGCUUGCUUUCUCCUCCCAGAUGGACAGCUAAUAACCGUUUACAGGCUUUACAGACAAACCGUACGUAUUAGUCCUUUCCCUGUUCUGACGAUUUGUGUAUAUGGGGUAGUUUUGUAAUGCUGAUUGUACAUGUAAAAUAAAAUAAAAGAAAACCCUCGAAAGCUCACAUAACGACCUUCCAUCACUCAAGUAACGAAUGCGUUGUGUGUAGCGAUGCUCAAUACAAACCAGAACGAACAAAAAAACAAAACAAUAUGGCGGCAGCAGUACUACUAAUGGCUUGCUUCACCGGCUAGAGUAAGAGCUAGCAUUGCUGCAAAGGGAAGGAAACAGGGAGCUCUAGCGAUGAGACGGAACGAGACAGCGCUAGUUGGUAGUUGAACGAUUCCGUACUAAGGCAGUAAGUAGGAUGCAAUCGUGCUAGUAGUAUGCAGUGGUGCAGCGAUACAGGCGCAGAGUCUCCUGUAAAAAAGGGGCGCCAACAUCGGGGGAAGCAGAAACAUCCCCUUUUCUUGUAAGUAAGUGAAACUUGUUAGCUGAGAGGCGCGUAGACAAAUGUAAGUAUUAUUAUCUGUUACUAACAUGAAUGUACUGGAACUAAUCAAUACAAAAACAACUAACAGCAUAACUAAAAUGGGAAUGCAAAAGAAGAAAAAGCCUCCACCGCACACCAAAAAGCAGAGAAAUGAAAUAAAGGAAAAGAACAACAAGAAAGUAAAACAAAAAUGGAGCACAAAACCCAAAAUGGAGAAUAACAAGCAUUUGACACGUUCGAUUAGAACUGUUUGAGUCGUUGUUGUGUUGUGUUUUCUUUUUGAGCUUUUCGUUGCUAUUCUCUUCAUCACAUGACGUGCAUUUAGAGUUUUUAGUUUCCAACUUCAUUUUUAUUCAAUUUACAAAACACAAAACGAUUGACGACACUCCACGUCAAUUUGUGCAAUGCUUGAUCGAAUCAGUCCCAGUCCUUCCUAUGUAAGGAUGAAUGAGUGUCGGUGAGAUGAGGCAGCAUAGAAAUUUGCCGAAUCACAUUGGACAAACAUACACACAACAUUCUCUUAAGUGAACGAGGAAGAUGAGAAAACAAAACACGUUAGUUGUUAGGACAAUGAACAUCAAUCGCUUCACACAAACUGUAAGAAUCGGUAAAAGAUGAGUAAAACGGAGACAGGAAGGGUCGGAAUAAAAGCAAAACAUUACGAUUCAACAAAACAAGAAGAAAAAACGAAAACCCCUUCUUAGAAGAAAGAAAUGAGAAACGUAAAUAAAUCAGGGCAAUUCGAUAUAGGAACAGUGCAACACAUGAUCGUGUUAACAAGCAAAUACAUAAGUAACGCGUAACAAAACAUAAGAUAAAACAGUCAACAAUAUCUGAAUGAAAGGAGAGAAAACGUAAGGUGAGCGCAGAGCAAGGAAAAGACAACAAAGAAAAACGGGGAAAACUGGUUUUGUUUUGCAACAAUUCCUCGGCAACAAGAGGCCAUUCAAUAAAUGCCAAACCAGACGAAGACGAGCAACAACAAACUAAAACAAAGAAAAAUGCAAAAGUUAAGAGAAUAAAUAUUAUUAUUAAUAAAACAA
Molecule: messenger RNA, 4155 nt
Organism: Anopheles stephensi (Asian malaria mosquito)
Lineage: Eukaryota; Metazoa; Arthropoda; Insecta; Diptera; Culicidae
Gene: beat-VI
Exons: 9
Coding region: 816-1823 (335 amino acids)
Source: RefSeq, a predicted model, not a curated record